AUGUCUUUCAUAAGAUUAGUCAUUUCUCUCGCUGCCAUCAUAGCUAGUUCAAAUGCUAGCGUUGGCCACAUAGCACCUGUAGUUAGAUCAGUACCUAUAGUUAGGUACGCACCGUUCUACAACUUUCCCAAUGGAGUGAGGUCCAUACACGCAGUGGCUGCACCUGUCGCAGUUGCUCCAGGACCACAGGCAGUUUUACCAGCGCCAGCUAUAGCGCGGUCUCCGUUUUUACAAGCCCCAGCUCCAGUCUUCCCGGCCCCAGCACCUGCUCCAAUAUUCGCUGCACCACCCCAAUUUUUCCCUGGUCCUGCACCGGCUUUCCCAGGCCCAAUACCAGCUUAUCCAGCUCCUGCACCAAUUUUCUCAGCGCCUGCACCAGUUUUCCCAGCUCCUGCUUUUCCUGCUCCUGUAUUUGGGGCACCUGCUCCUAUUUACCCAAGAAUAGCCCCAGUCGCACCCGCUCCGGUCUUUGCUCGUGCUGUGCCGGCUUUACAUUCUGCACCGUUCUCUCCAAUUUUAAGACCAGUAGGUGCUCCCAUAGCGGCUCCGCUAUUUACACCUGCAGUGGCACCCGCCCCCGUGGCUAGACCCGUAUCUUUAAGCAUAUCACCAUUUGCUCCGGCACCUCUAGCACCCGCUCCUAUUUUCAGACAGUAUGCAUGGAAGUAA
Arctia plantaginis is the source of this 669-nucleotide messenger RNA. The record is from the annotation of a GenBank genome assembly. NCBI's taxonomy places the organism in Eukaryota, Metazoa, Arthropoda, Insecta, Lepidoptera, Erebidae.